This is a messenger RNA of Aaosphaeria arxii CBS 175.79, 321 nucleotides long. RefSeq lists its product as uncharacterized. NCBI's taxonomy places the organism in Eukaryota, Fungi, Ascomycota, Dothideomycetes, Pleosporales. Bases 109 to 279 code for a protein of 56 amino acids. The record is from RefSeq and is a predicted model, not a curated record. The transcript has a single exon.
CAUUAUAUCUAAGGGCAAUUCUUUGCCACGAGCUUGAGAGAUGGGGGGCAGGAUCGGCGACAAGGGAAUGAAAAAAAUCUUUUACUAUUAGUUCUAGGUGUCUAUGCUAUGGGAAGACAGUCGAACGAUGGGGUAAUUGAACCGUUACUGGUGCACCACUACCAUCAUGAGAAAGAAGGGCACAAAACGGCACGAAACCCUAAAUCUUAUCAGAUCCGCACGCUAGAUCAGAUUAGAUCAUUGUCAUUCGAUGGUCUAUGUCCCACGUAUGUAAGCUAAAACACGACCAGUUGGCUUGGCAUAUGCUAUUAAUCGUGGAUU